AUCCACCGUCGCAUCUCAAACCUGUCUGUUUCUCUGUUGCUCUCUCCCCCCUCACAACUCAUCCUCUCUGCACAAAAUCUGCUUUGCCAAAUCCAAAUUUAAUUUCUCAAAUCUAAUUAACCUUGAUAUUCUCUUAUCAAAUCAAUUUAAUGCUGCAACCCCAUUUAUCUAUUUCUGGGGACACAUUACUUUUCGAGUUGAGUUGACUCAUCCGAGUCUUUGCGUUCAUUUUUAUUUUCCCCAAUUUUUAAGGCCCAUUUACUUCCUCUUUUCCCCACAACCCAAUAAAGUCGGUUUUUUUUUUUAUGUAGAAAUUCAAUUAAUUAAUUUAUUUUCUUAAAAAAAAGAAAAAAAUUCCCCAUUAAAAGUUAUAGUAUCUGAUAUUUGGGAAAGAUAUUCAGGUUGAAGGAGAACGAGAGUUUUCCAGAUUGCUCUUCUGUCUUAAAAUUUAAUUAAUUAAAAGGUGAAUCAUGUCUGAACAUCAAGUCGACGAAUUCGACUACAUGGCUGAUGAGCAGGAUGUUCCUGAAUUCAUUGACGAAGUGGAUGGGGAGUUUUAUGCUAGAGAUGAUGGCAAUUUAGGAAUGGAUGAGUAUGAGGCGCAGCUUACAAAGGUGACAGAUACCUCUGCUGCCAGUGCUAGACAAGGGAAAGACAUUCAGGGUAUUCCUUGGGAUAGAUUGAACAUAACAAGAGAGAAAUACAGGUUAACUAGGCUAGAACAGUACAAGAAUUAUGAGAACGUCCCAUCUUCUGGGGACUCCAUAGACAAGGAAUGGAAGUCAAAGGAGAAAGGUGGAAAUUUCUAUGAGUUCUUCUACAAUUCAAGAGUGGUCAAGCCUACAAUUCUGCAUUUUCAGUUAAGAAAUCUUGUUUGGGCUACUUCAAAACAUGAUGUGUAUCUCAUGUCCAACUACCAAGUGAUGCAUUGGUCAUCAUUGACUCGAAGCUUAUCAGAGGUUGUUAAUUUUGCUGGACAUGUUUCCCCUAAUGAGAAACACAAAGGAAGCUUGGUGGAAGGUUUUACCCAAACUCAGAUUAGUACACUAGCAGUCAAAGACAAACUCAUGGUUGCUGGAGGGUUCCAAGGAGAAUUAGUGUGCAAGCGUCUUGAUAAAAAAGGAAUAAGUUUUUGUGCCCGGACAACGUACGAUGACAAUGCUAUCACCAACGCUGUUGAGAUAUACAACAGUUCGAGUGGCUGUUAUCAUUUUAUGGCUUCAAAUAACGAUUGUGGAAUACGACUGUAUGAUAUGGAGAGUUUCCAGCACUUGAGCCACUUCCGCUUCCCUUGGCCAGUAAAUCACACAUCAAUUAGUCCUGACCGGAAGCUUAUUGCUGUUGUGGGUGAUCAUGUCGAUGGGUUGCUUGUUGAUUCGCAAAGCGGAAAGGUUGUUUCAACAGUGGAAGGCCAUCGCGAUUUUUCCUUUGCUACCGCUUGGCAUCCAGACGGACAAGUUUUUGCCACAGGUAAUCAAGAUAAGACAUGCCGAGUUUGGGAUGUGAGGAAGCUUUCGGAAUCAGUUGCUGUCUUAAAAGGAAACUUGGGUGCUACCCGAUCCAUCCGAUUUUCAUCAGACGGUAAAUUUAUGGUGGCUGCUGAACCAGCCGAUUUUGUCCAUGUGUACAGCACGAAAGCAAACUACGAGAAGCGACAGGAGAUCGAUUUCUUCGGGGAGAUUUCCGGAGUAUCUUUGAGCCCUGAUGACGAAUGUUUAUAUAUAGGAAUAUGGGACAGGACUUACGCAAGCUUAUUACAGUACAAUAGAAAACAUGCGUACCAAUACCUGGAUUCGUUUUUCUGAAUGAUGGAAACUUGCCUGCUCAAUUCAUUAGCAAGGGUUUGAAAUUUGUGCUUCAAGGUUUCUAAAAUCAUGGAUCUUUUGGCAUCAAAUAGGUUAUAUUAGAAUAAAGCAGCAGGAGAUUAUGCUAGUAAGUAGUAAAGUAUACCUAGUAGAUGUUUGUAUAGCAAGAGGUAUGCUCUCAUAGUACGAUAGGGUUCUGGUUCUUCUAGUUAAACUCCCCAUCCCCUCUUCUUUUCUUCUUUUUCCGGCUGUUUUUUCGCUUUCGGUUAAUGUAAAUGUAUCGGUGUAACAUUGUCUGAAAUCUAGUUGUGAACAUUAAAUCUGUGAAAGGUGUCUGAAUUCCCCCUUCACCAUGAGACUUGUUUUUCUUCUGUGAUGAGGUGAAGAUUUUAUUUGA
This is a messenger RNA of Chenopodium quinoa (quinoa), 2202 nucleotides long. RefSeq lists its product as uncharacterized. Bases 471 to 1805 code for a protein of 444 amino acids. The transcript has 10 exons. The record is from RefSeq and is a predicted model, not a curated record. Gene Ontology annotation, molecular function: protein binding. NCBI's taxonomy places the organism in Eukaryota, Viridiplantae, Streptophyta, Magnoliopsida, Caryophyllales, Amaranthaceae.